Molecule: messenger RNA, 742 nt
Organism: Ananas comosus (pineapple)
Lineage: Eukaryota; Viridiplantae; Streptophyta; Magnoliopsida; Poales; Bromeliaceae
Product: glycine-rich cell wall structural protein 2-like
Exons: 1
Coding region: 64-651 (195 amino acids)
Source: RefSeq, a predicted model, not a curated record
UUAAUUUCUCACAAUCCAUAACAUAGAGAUCAUAAAACAAAUAUACAGUGUCACUUCAUAAACAUGGCUUAUGUGAAAGGUGUUUUAGCCAUUGCUAUUUUCGUCGUGGCUUCUUGUGUUAUACAUGUCGAGAGUCGGGUCGCGAGGAAAGGCCUAGGCAUAAGCAUCGGUGAUGGCGGCGGAGUCGGUAUCGGUGCCGGAACAGGAAUCAGUGUGGGCAUAGGAGAUGGUAGUGCCUCCGGUUCUGGUUCGGGCUCAGGGUCUGCAUCCGGGUCUAGUUCUGGCUCUGGUUCCGGAGCUAGCUCAUCUGCCGGUUCGGGUGCUGGUUCAUCUGCUGGAUCAGGUGGAUCGUAUGCUGGGUCCGGUGCAGGGUCCGGCGUUGGUUCGGGCUCGGAACACGGUCAAGCGCACGGAUCGGGCCAAGGGCAAGGGUUAGGUUCGGGUUCAGGUUCGGGUUCAGGGCAUGGUGAAGGCUACGGAGAGGGUUAUGGCUCGGGUGAGGAUUCUGGGUCAGGUUCAGGUCAUGGUGAAGGAUACGGGGAAGGUUACGGGUCAGGGUCAGGGUCCGGGUCGGGUAACGGUUCUGGAUAUGGUUAUGGCGAAGGGCGCGGAUAUGGAUCUGGAAAUGGUAGUGGAAAUGGUAAAUACUAAAUAGAGGCCUAAGUUUACCAUCCUAGUUUUUGGGCCACCUCUAUGUACUUAUAAAUAAUGAGAUGGUGAAUAAAAAUAAAUAGUUAGUGAG